Molecule: messenger RNA, 300 nt
Organism: Parastagonospora nodorum SN15
Lineage: Eukaryota; Fungi; Ascomycota; Dothideomycetes; Pleosporales; Phaeosphaeriaceae
Exons: 2
Coding region: 1-300 (99 amino acids)
Source: RefSeq, a predicted model, not a curated record
AUGACUAAGAUUCGCUGUCUGACGCAAAGGCCGAAACACGAGUCUGAUCGGCAGAUUCCUCUGUUUUCUGUCGAGAUCGAAUCGGACCUCGUUGAGCUCUCUUCGCAGUCCGUAUGGGGCCCAGAUGCCGCACUGCUCAACAUCGAUGGUUUCGAUAUUGAGUCUAACAGCAGCAAUUCUGGUCUUUACGUUAAAUGGGUUUGCUAUCUUGUCCAGUACGUAGAGAGCUGUAGGGAUCGAAUCCCCUGGAGGGCCGUCAUGAAAUCGCACAUGUGGAUCUACCCGAAUGAAUUGGUCUGA